GUAAAUGAGAAACAUUUAUAGCAUUUUAGUGGUAGUAAUAUUUAAAUAUGGGUAAUACUGAAAGUAAUGUUACUAGUGGUGUUAAGAAGCAAGCGGGAACUCCGCAGCAGAGGUUGUAUAAACUCGUUGAUAUUAAAGGUGGUGGUCUCUUAGUAGACAUGAUGAAGCGAGCCCUGCAAAACAAGCAGUACGCAGAAAUAGACCAUGCGAUAAAGACGAAGGUUGAACCCUUUCUGUACAACAAGGGCAAGGGCCGAUAUAUACCCAUAUCGCAUCUUGUAUUGCUCAGGAACAAGGAGAGACCGAGGCAUAAGUUGCUACCACCGUUGCGGAGUAUGGAGAACCCAGAUGAAGAGUUUGACGUGGAGAAAGACUGGCCCCUGGUCACUCAAGAGGAAUAUGACGCCAACCCGUCUGCUUACAGGGAACUUUGUUGGGACCUUAAGGAGAGAGGAGCCGUAGGGGAAACAAUCCUACACCUAUGUUUGCUCAACGCAUCCUCCCUUUUAGCUAAUCUGGCAAAACGUUUGCUGCGGUUCUAUCCCAAACUUAUCAACGACGUCUACAUGGCUGACGAGUAUUGUGGUGAGAGUGUACUCCACAUAACCAUAGUUAACGAAGACCCAACGAUGGCGAAGUUUCUACUGGAUGCCGGCGCGAACUAUCACGAGCGUUGCUUUGGCAACUUCAUGUGCCCUGAGGAUCAGAAGGCUUCUAGAACUGACUCCUUUGACCAUGAGUGGGUCAAUGUUCAGCCGGAGACUAACUAUAACGGUUACGUGUACUGGGGAGAAUAUCCUCUCAGCUUCGCAGCAUGCCUUGGCCAGGAGGAGUGCUACCGACUCAUUCUCGCUCGCGGAGCUGACCCUGACAAGCAGGACACUAAUGGCAACACCGUGCUUCACAUGCUUGUCAUUUAUGAGAAGAUGGAAACAUUCGACAUGGCGUUCGAAGUGGGAGCUUCUUUGAACAUUCGCAACGUUUUGAACCUUACGCCUCUUACAUUAGCGGCGAAGUUGGCUCGCACAGAGAUGUUCUUCCACAUCCUGAACAUUGAGCGGGAGAUCUAUUGGCAGAUAGGGGCUACCACAUGUGCAGCAUAUCCUCUGGGACAGGUCGAUACUAUUGAUACAGAAACUGGGUGCAUUUGCAAGGAUUCUGCAUUGAACCUGGUCGUGUUUGGGGAGAAAGACGAACACUUAGGCCUCUUGGAAGGUAUGUUGAUUGACCUCCUGAAAACCAAAUGGAACACUUUCGUGAAGUUCCGCUUUUACCGUCAGUUCAUCCUCUUCUCGUGUUAUUUCCUGAUCUCUCUGGUUUGCUUUACGCUGAGGCCGGGACCUCCGGACAGGGCACUCAAUGCUACUGCAUUGAACGCCACUGUCGGUCCUCUUAAUGAUACGGAUCUUGUCAUAGAAGUUGAGAACUGUACUCUACCGCUAAAUGGCUCGGAUUUUGAUCCUGGGGCCGUGGAGAUAAUUAAUGGAAGUAAGCCCGAUGGACCUCAGUGUGCUCGCUUCAAAAGCCACUCUAAAGACAAGGAUAAAGACAAACGGCCAAGAGAAUCAGAUAUGGAAGGCUGGUGGGAAGAUCUCACUGAAGACUGUAGGUUGAUGAACUUCGAUACUUGGCAAGCAAAAGUGAGAAUAACAGCAGAGUUACUGCUAUGGGUUGGUGCACUGGCGUAUGUAGGAGCUGCCUUAAGAGAAGCCCGGUUUCUGGGUAUCAAAAUGUUUAUCGAAAACUUAAGCACUGUUCCGUCACGUGUGAUGUUCCUCUUAUCCUGUAUCCUGAUGCUGGUACUGCCAACGCUUCGUCUGUGGUGCGCGGAAGAGGAGGAAGACCAUCUGGCAGUCAUCAUCAUGCUCACCACUGCACCUUACUUCUUGUUCUUUUGCAGAGGCUUCAAGACCGUGGGGCCAUUCGUGGUGAUGAUCUACAGAAUGGUGAUGGGUGAUCUACUGCGGUUCGUCUGCAUUUAUUUAGUUUUCGUCAUGGGCUUCUCACAAGCAUACUACAUAAUAUUCUUGUCGUUCGACAAUCCAAAUACCCCCGAAGGCGUGGACGACUCAGUGUCGAACCCCAUGCCAUCUCCCAUGGAGAGCAUCAUGGCGAUGUUCCUGAUGUCACUCACUUCUUUCUCCGACUACUACGGCGCCUUCGACCGAACUGAUCAUGAGAUCGAGGCUAAGCUUCUGUUCGUGGUAUACAUGAUAAUCGUGGCUAUACUGCUGGUGAACAUGUUGAUCGCCAUGAUGGGGAACACGUACCAGAAGAUAGCGGAGACGAGGAAUGAGUGGCAGCGUCAGUGGGCCAGGAUUGUGCUGGUGGUGGAAAGAGGGGUGCCACCGGCGCAAAGGCUUAAGAACCUAUUGGCUUACAGCCAGCCGAUGGCUAAUGGGAAGAGAGCACUGGUACUAAGGAUUAAUCAGAAGGAUGAAGAUAAAGAAGAGAUGAAGGAGAUCUUAGAAAUGAAGCGCACUCACGAGCGUAUUGUGGCGAAGAGAAAACAACGCGAGGCGCAAAUGGCAGCCGGCAAGGGACACCUUAUGCCGCCGACUCCAGCCAGGGACUAUCCACUCACUAAAUAAGGAAUAAUGCAAAUACCAGAAAAAUAUUAACUGCUGCAUAAUAGGGUUUAAUAAAGUAAAUAAACGCUUAUUUAUUUAUU
Molecule: messenger RNA, 2671 nt
Organism: Helicoverpa armigera (cotton bollworm)
Lineage: Eukaryota; Metazoa; Arthropoda; Insecta; Lepidoptera; Noctuidae
Gene: nan
Product: transient receptor potential cation channel subfamily V member 5
Exons: 16
Coding region: 48-2591 (847 amino acids)
Biological process (GO): calcium ion import across plasma membrane
Cellular component (GO): plasma membrane
Molecular function (GO): calcium channel activity; protein binding
Source: RefSeq, a predicted model, not a curated record